GAAUCAAGUAGUAGACAGUUGGAAAAGAGCAAUGGUCCACAUUCAAUGUAUACAUGCAUCCCACCUGAUAAACGAUGUGUCUUAAUUUUUUUAGCGAGGCCGCAUCCAUCAUGGGCCUUGCCCUUCCCUGAUGAACGGCCUGGAUCUUUCACAGUGGCUUGCACACUCAUCGUGCUACUAGAGAUAAAUGACUCAGGUUAAGCAUUUUUCAUCCAUAUGCUCUUCUUAUGUGUAUUCUCACAGAAACACUAGAGGCUGCCCCACAGAAGAAAGGCCCUUCGACAUUGCAUAUCAGAGCUGCCAUUGCAACAGCUUUUGGAGCGGCAGCUGCUCAUUCCAAGUUACUAGCAGACCAGGAAGACAGGGAAAUAGAGCAUCUAAUGGCAACUAUAAUUGAAGCACAGCUGAAUAAGAUUCAAUCCAAGAUCAAGCAUUUUGAGGAGCUGGAGUCGAUCAUGGAAAAGGAAUAUGCCCAGAUACAGCAGCUAAAAGAGUCCAUAUUUGCAGAUGGGAUUGAUGUUCAACAACAGGCUUUCCGUGUGGGCAUUCCAAGAUAUAGGGAUCAUGGUUUUGUGAAGUCGUCGACAGUUAGCUCGUUGUAAUGGAGUUUCUGUAUCAUGGAUUUGUUUUAUUAACUUGGGAAGUAAAAGACUAAAGAGAGAAUGUCAUGAAAAAUGAGGUUUCUUUCCAACAAUUGUAUGCAUGUGUUUGUAAAAUCUUAAAAGAGAGAGAAGGGCCUCCUAGUUUCAUUGUUGGGGAACAUGACUCUUGGAGUACAUAUAAUUUCACUGA
Molecule: messenger RNA, 792 nt
Organism: Magnolia sinica
Lineage: Eukaryota; Viridiplantae; Streptophyta; Magnoliopsida; Magnoliales; Magnoliaceae
Product: SWI/SNF complex subunit SWI3A-like
Exons: 2
Coding region: 228-602 (124 amino acids)
Source: RefSeq, a predicted model, not a curated record